GGCCCUCGCCGCCGCGCAGUCCCGGCCCCGCUGCGGGCAUGGCGGCCAGCCUGUGGAUGGGCGACCUAGAGCCCUACAUGGAUGAGAACUUCAUCUCCAGAGCCUUUGCCACCAUGGGGGAGACCGUGAUGAGCGUCAAAAUUAUCCGAAACCGCCUCACUGGGAUCCCAGCUGGCUACUGCUUUGUAGAAUUUGCAGAUUUGGCCACAGCAGAGAAGUGUUUGCAUAAAAUUAAUGGGAAACCCCUUCCAGGAGCCACACCUGCAAAGCGUUUUAAAUUGAACUAUGCCACUUAUGGAAAACAACCAGAUAACAGCCCUGAGUACUCCCUCUUUGUGGGGGACCUGACCCCAGAUGUGGAUGAUGGCAUGCUGUAUGAAUUCUUCGUCAAAGUCUAUCCCUCCUGUCGGGGAGGCAAGGUGGUUUUGGACCAGACAGGCGUGUCUAAGGGCUAUGGUUUUGUGAAAUUCACAGAUGAACUAGAACAGAAGCGAGCCCUGACAGAGUGCCAGGGAGCAGUGGGAUUGGGGUCUAAACCAGUGCGACUGAGCGUGGCAAUCCCUAAAGCGAGUCGUGUGAAGCCCAUGGAAUAUAGUCAGAUGUACAGUUACAGCUACAACCAGUAUUAUCAGCAGUACCAGAACUAUUAUGCCCAGUGGGGCUAUGACCAGAACACAGGCAGCUACAGUUACAGCUACCCCCAGUAUGGCUAUACCCAGAGCACCAUGCAGACAUACGAAGAAGUUGGAGAUGACGCAUUAGAAGACCCCACGCCUCAAUUGGAUGUGACAGAAGCCAACAAGGAGUUCAUGGAACAGAGUGAGGAGCUGUAUGAUGCAUUGAUGGACUGUCACUGGCAACCCCUGGACACAGUGUCUUCAGAGAUCCCUGCCAUGAUGUAGCCAAGACAAACAAGCCAGAAUGGACUGAAGGAAAUGAAAUCAAAAACCAGACCUUUUUUUUUAAAAUGUUUUAUAUUACUAUUAAGACAACCGUUUUCUGAGUGUUUCUGCCCUUUGAAUUUGAAAGCUAAGGAGCCAGCUAUUCAAGACUGGACAUGGUUCCCAUCUGCCUUUGGACAGGAGAGCCCAGCUAGGGUGGGAUAUACUUGACUCAGCUUUCAGGUAACAGGCUUGUAAAUAUUUGUAGUUGUGACUAGACUGGGCACUAAAGCAGGCCAAUGAGUGGCAAAGAAGAGGUAGUGCAGCUAAUUCUACAUAAGACACAAAGCUUGUAGCCUGCUGAGGCCCAGCUUAGAUUUUUUUAAAAGUCCAUAUUAAAGGGCAUUACCAAGCCAUGUAGGGGCCGUGCCCAUCACCUCUUGACUGUCAUCUAAAUGGAGUAUAUAGGAAAUAGUUCAGCAUGAAUUCUCACUCAGCACAGUAGACUGUGUGGCUAGUCAUGGUGUCUAGAGGUGAACCUUUUAUUCAUUCUGGGUCUAAUCAACUCAAGGGAUACAAAAAACUCACAAGCAAACUUUAGCCAAUCUUAUUUUUUUUUUAAAGAUUUAUUUAUUUAUUUACUUAUUUAUUUAUUUAAGCACUGGGUACAGUCAGAAGCGCGGGAGGGUGAGAGAAUUCACCAGAGCCAGAGCAGGGAGCAGAGCAGCCAGAAGGACCGAAGUACACUGCUGAGGGGAGCAGCGGGCAGCAGGAGAGGUCUGCGUGCCAUGUGGGACCCUCCUCCGGUGGCCGGGGAGCAGCCGGGGAUCGAACUGGAGCUGCAGAGGCUGCAGGUAGCUUCGCAACCCAGCGCUCAACCGCUGCGCCACUGGGGAGACCCUAGCCAAUCUUGUAUAAAUAAAUAAAUA
Messenger RNA from Talpa occidentalis (Iberian mole), 1810 nucleotides. It is a transcript of the gene TRNAU1AP, whose product is annotated as tRNA selenocysteine 1 associated protein 1. The record is from RefSeq and is a predicted model, not a curated record. The transcript is spliced from 9 exons. Gene Ontology annotation, biological process: selenocysteine incorporation. Gene Ontology annotation, cellular component: nucleus. Bases 39 to 902 code for a protein of 287 amino acids. Gene Ontology annotation, molecular function: tRNA binding. Lineage: Eukaryota; Metazoa; Chordata; Mammalia; Eulipotyphla; Talpidae.